ACGUCUUAUUCUAUGGCCUUUAUUCUUUACCAUCUGGCUAAAAACCCAGAUAUUCAGGAACGAGCUUAUCAAGAAGUUAAAUCAGUCUUACCUUAUGCUAGCAAGAGAUUGUCAGUUUCAGAACUAGAUCAGCUCCAUUACCUAAAGGCGUGUGUUAAAGAAAGCAUAAGGAUGAAUCCCAUUGCACUAGGUACAGUAAGAAUACUGGAUCAUGAAGUAGUUCUGUCAGGAUACAGUGUUCCCCCAGGGGUUCUGCUUGUGGCACAAAAUAUGGUGGCAUGCCGAUUGGAGGAAAACUUCCCAGAACCUCUAAAAUUUAAACCGGAGCGAUGGCUCAAAGAAAAAGCCGAAAACAAGGCCCACCCUUUCGUAUUUAUUCCAUUUGGAUUUGGCCCCAGGAUGUGUGUUGGGAGGAGAAUAGCCGAGCAAGAAAUUUGGGUGCUUGUAGCAAAGAUUUUACGCAGGUUCAAAGUAGAAUAUCAUCACGAAGAUAUUGACUGUUACACUCGUUUAAUAAACGCUCCUGAUAAGCCGCUGCGAUACCAAUUUGUGGAAAGGAAAAAUUGAGCUUGUGUACUAAUAGAGCUUUUUUACAAAUUAUGUCACCUUGUGACACUUAGAUAUUUUUGUGUGUCAAA
Messenger RNA from Limulus polyphemus (Atlantic horseshoe crab), 638 nucleotides. RefSeq names its product cytochrome P450 302a1, mitochondrial-like. Gene Ontology annotation, molecular function: heme binding; monooxygenase activity; iron ion binding. The annotation marks the transcript as partial. NCBI's taxonomy places the organism in Eukaryota, Metazoa, Arthropoda, Merostomata, Xiphosura, Limulidae. The transcript has 4 exons. The record is from RefSeq and is a predicted model, not a curated record.